CCACAUGACCGCUUGAUGUGCUUUAAAAGGCCAGCAGCAGACUCACUGCUUCCAACGCAGCCUCCAGCCAGCAGCCUACACCAAGCAGCCUCCACCAAGCAGCUUCCACCCAGCAACCUCCACCAAGCAACCUCCACGGGUACCAUGAAAACUCUCCUCCUUCUCGCCGGACUCGUCGUCUUCUCGGCCGCCGUGCCAAUUCCUGUCCCCUACCACGCCUUCUGCAGGACUCUCUGGCUCUUUAGCGCGCCUUGUGUGGAGGUGAGCACCAAAGUGGUGCAGCAGAUCCAGUCCUUCAACCCUAUGUUCGGCUGCCCCAAAUGUCACUACACGCUUGUGUCAGGCACUCCUGUGGGCAUCAACGCCAACCACACCUCCGCAGACGGCCUCCAGGUGGAGAAUAUCACCUUCACCUUCAGUCCCACCGUGCUGACCGGAGGCUGUCGUGUUGCCGCUCAGUCCAUGUCUCUGGGAUUCACCAGCCUUCUGGACAACGGCCUCAACUACUGCAACCUCUAUGAUCUCCUCUCAGCGAGCGGACUGGCGAGUGGACCGGGCUUCAUGGAGAUGACCAACGAGUGGGCCUGCCUGGGCUACGGACUCGCCACCUGCAAAAACUAACAUAUCUUUUUUAAUUGGGAUUUUUCGCCUUUUUAGGAAAACGAGAAACAUUUUUCUUGGCUUCUUGUUUUAGUCCAUGUUCUGUUUUCAUGAAUGUACUCCAGCGCCAUCUAGUGGAUGCUGUAUGUUCAAUGUCUUUGAUGGUCCAUUCACAACUCUCUUUCUAUCUUUUGCAUCCAUUUGCAUAGAACACAUGAAUGGCUGAUGGACAAAGUCAACAAUUCUUCAUGAAAUGUAUUGACUCAAUAAAAAAGCUGCUUUGCAAGAUUAACAUUGA
Molecule: messenger RNA, 898 nt
Organism: Nerophis ophidion (straightnose pipefish)
Lineage: Eukaryota; Metazoa; Chordata; Actinopteri; Syngnathiformes; Syngnathidae
Exons: 5
Coding region: 16-621 (201 amino acids)
Source: RefSeq, a predicted model, not a curated record